This is a messenger RNA of Gymnogyps californianus (California condor), 3458 nucleotides long. It is a transcript of the gene CENPI, whose product is annotated as centromere protein I. NCBI's taxonomy places the organism in Eukaryota, Metazoa, Chordata, Aves, Accipitriformes, Cathartidae. Gene Ontology annotation, cellular component: kinetochore. The transcript is spliced from 21 exons. The record is from RefSeq and is a predicted model, not a curated record. Bases 178 to 2433 code for a protein of 751 amino acids.
CGGCGCACAGGUUUGAACUGCGGAGCGGUUGGAGCUGGUGCUGGCGGGAGGGAACUGGCUCUCUGAUGUUCUUCAGCUGUGGAGGUUGAUCUAUUUUCUUGCCUCUUUGUAAUGAAGGAUUGGAACCCACAUGACAAAUGAGUAAAAUUCUCCAGUCUCAGCUGGGAGUCUGAAAAGAUGCAGCGAAGACAGAGUUCUAAGACCCCAAAGCAGCCUCUGCAAGUUCACCAUAAAAAUCAAACUGAUCUCUCUGCAUGGCGAAAAGGAGGGAGAAUUGACCCUGAAAAAAGUGUCCAGAAUCAUCAAUCUCCUAACUAUCAGAAAAACGACAGCAAACAAGACUCCCUUGAGCAAGCUUUGAGCUACUUUGAGAAAGUUCAAGACCGUGUUUCACUGAAAAAGAACAAUGUUCUGCAGAAGCACUUGACUACUGUGGAAAGCAUUGCCCUGCAAAGAGGGUUACCCCCUGAAGGAUUUGAUGUAUUGCUAAACGUGGCACUCAGUGGCAAACUUGCUGAUACAGUGAAUAUUCGUUUACUGAAGAGCCUGGUUCCAGCCUCAGUAAUACCAGAAACUUCUGUGGUUUCAUCUGUAUCUUGGCUCUGUGUCAGCAAAUGCUCAAGCAACAUCCAGCUGCUUUUUUUAAGAUGGCUGAUCACAGUGUUUGACUUCAUUGAUCACAAGGAACAACUUCAUGCCCUCUAUGGUUUCUUCUUUUCCUUCCUGCAAGAUGAGAAGAUGUGCCCCUAUGUCUGCCACCUGCUGUACUUGCUGACCAGGAAAGAAAAUGUCAAGCCUUUUCGGAUUAGGAGACUGCUUGACCUCCAAGCAAAAAUGGGAAUGCAGUCUCAUCUUCAGGCUCUACUGUCACUUUACAAACUCUUCUGUCCUGAGCUGGUGACCAUAACCCUUCCUGGGAAAAUGAAGACUUACUUCAAGAAUUCAGAGGGCCCAUGGAAAGCAGCAAUCAACACAGUAAGGCGAAGAAACCAGGAUAACCCUCCAGUGUCCCAGCCACUGUUUUUAGGCACAGCUCAACCUCAGUCACGAAAAAGGAAAUGGAAUACCCAGUUGAUUAUACCUGCAAGCAGUACAAACAAAAAUAAUUUAGAAGAGGACAGGGAAAAGAACCAUGUUGAUUUGUACAGUACGAAUGAGUCUUUUCCAGUGGAGCAGCUGCAGACCUUUUCUCAGCUCCUACAAAAUAUCCACCAUCUAGAGUUUCCUUCCCAGAUGGGUUCAGUGCUAACAAACCCUUUAUUGCUUCACUACAUGAAUUGCGUCAAAGAUGAAUCUAUUUACCUGAGGCUCUACUAUUGGAUGGGCCAGACUCUUCAGGAAGAAUGCUCCUGGUGUGUGGCUGAUAAUAACCGAUAUGAAGAAGAAUUCAAGGACUUCCUGGAAACUGUCUACAAGAGCGAGUGUUUCUUGCAGGAGGGAUUUUCUUCCUGUGAAGAGUUCCUGUAUAAAAGCCUUCCUCUCUGGGAUGGCUUCUGCUGCCGAUCACAAAUCCUCAGACUUGUGAGUUGGAUCCCCCUCAGCACCUUCUCUGAAAUGAAGUCACAUCUCUAUGAUCCCCUGGCACAGCUCUUUUUCACAUCGUCCCUUUACUUUAAGUGCAGUGUUCUUGAGAGCCUGAAAGAGCUGUUACAGAACUGGUUGAAUUGGCACGUGAUUCAUCUGGAUUCAGAGUCUGACUCUCAAGUCAAUUCUUUGAAUACCACCCUUUCUGGAGUAGUGAACGUGGUGGCUGAACUGAUCCACUUUGUUGGAUGGAUCUCUACUGUUGCAUUGCGUUUGGAAAACAAUCCUACUUUCUUGCUGUACUUCAUCUUGGAUUUCUAUGAGACGGUGUGUGACAUGUAUCUGAGGUACAAUCUGCCUUUGUUGAUAAUGCCUCCUGCUGGAGUUUUCUACCCAGCGCUUCUCAGCAUGGAUUCUGUCAGCUUGAAUCAGCUCUGCUACAUUAUGUACAGGUAUCGAACCAACUUGGUGGCUGCAAAAGAAAAUGAGCUGAGUAAAAAGAAAAUACUGCAAUUCAAGUUCAGUAGCCAGACGUACCAAGAGUACAACCAGUACAUAAUAGCUAUGGUGGGCUGUCUGUGGACAUCCAGUGCAUUCCAGAAGGAUAUUCAUCCUCAAGGUCUUCGUAUGGAUGAUGAACUGCUGAAGAAAACCACAGUGCAGGAAUUCAAAACCAGCUUUAACAUUGUCUACCACCCAGCCAUGAUGGGCUAUGCUCUCCUUUUCCUCCAGCAGGCUUGGCCAGAUGAUACCACCUUCAACUUCAGUUUAAUUAAGGGAAAGAAGUGGAACUGGUAUCUGGAAUAUCUCUAUGCACAAGGUUUAAAGGGUCUGAAGGUCUUUAUUGAAAGCAGCAUCAAUCGUGUUUCCCAGGCCUCUCACAGUAAAGCAGGGAAUGUGCAAGCGUGACCCUGGGACUCACUGGAGCCUUUUUAUCAUCUGGAAGCAUAUAUAUAAGCAGAAUAUAAUGGACUGUGUCACUAAUUCUUCCUUCCUCAGAGGAAAGAAACAGCAGUUACCCGUGUCUGCAUUUUUGUACUGACAUCUAGUUUAGGAAAGUGAAGACACGGAAGGAAUGCUUAGGCUGGCUUGGUUCACUAACACUGAACCCCCUCUUGUCGCUGCUGAACUUCUCUGGUCUGAAGCUGCUGAGCUCAUAUGUUAUGUAUCAUCCUCAUUUUUCUCUGUUGGAGUAUCUGCUUUGAUUAAGAAACAAACAUUUUCCAUCUCAAAACUGCAAUGAGCAGUGCUGCUUCAUUUAUAAGUAAUGUUGAUCCCUGACCUGCUUUGCCUUCCUCGACAGUAGAUAAUGAGAAACAAUUUAAUCAGCCUUUCAGGGAUACUGCGUAUGUACUGGAUUGGAGCACUACAAGUUCCCCAAUUCCCUGUUGUACCAUGUAUAUACUGGCUUUUAACAGACUGACCAAACUGACCUUCCUGAACUUCAUUAUGAAGCUUCCAAAAGAGACUUUUUGCUAUCAUUGCUUAUAAUGUUCUUCUAAUGCAGCUGGAAAAUUUGGUGCUCGAUUGAUGUUUUAUUGAUGAUUUGAGCACUUGAACAAUGUUGCCACCAGCUCACCAUUUUCUAUUGAUAAGUGCAAAUGUAGCUUUCCUUUUUGUGUUUUUAGCUCUGUAAGUGUUGUAUAUUAUAUGUGUACAUAUAUAUAAUUUAUAUUCUGUAAAAUGUUUCCAACAUGCCAUUUUGAAGGAACUCGGCUACAAAAUGUAUCUUCUCCUGUCAUUUCAUUUUAACACUGAGUAGAAGUUGGGAGAAGCUGAACUCAGGUCUCCAAAAUUUGAGUCAACUUUAUUUCACUACUGUAAAAUGAGGUUGUAACCACUUGAAAGACGGGUCAGAGUAUACUGAAUUUUGCAUUGUGAAUCUGUACGUUGAUCUAGUAAAGGAAUCAGUCCUGAGAGUGACUCCAGAGCCA